Symbiodinium sp. CCMP2592 is the source of this 1233-nucleotide messenger RNA. The record is from the annotation of a GenBank genome assembly. NCBI's taxonomy places the organism in Eukaryota, Dinophyceae, Suessiales, Symbiodiniaceae.
AUGACCAAAAAAAGCUACGCCAAAAACACGAAGAGCAAGACCAAAGGACCGUGGCCGGUGCCAAAGCGUGGGAAGAUCAGAGCAGCAUUGAAGAAACCAUCCAUCAAGAAGAAGACCUACACCCCCACACCAUAUGUUCGGCAUGGACAAGUGACCGUCAAAUUUCGUGCACAUCGUGAACGAUGGGGUCGCUCAAUCCAGUCUUUCAUGAGCAUGUCCUAUCCGGAGUUGGUUCGGGUCUUGCAGAAGGAUAAGAUUUUGCCAAAUUGGGAGGGUCAGCUCUGUCCUCGAUGCGGUAACGGUACCUUGGGGAAGCUCAAGUGCACGAAAGCCCGGAAUGGUUGGUUGCAUCAGUGCAGUGGGCGUGGGUGUAAGCAGUAUCUUCAGGUGGAUGACUUUCACCCCAUCUUCUUUCGUGGGAGUGGAAACUCAGUAACUCCACUGAAUGUGCAAGCCUCCAUUCUGUAUGCGGCCGUGGCAGGUGUUUCUAUGCAAGCAACACACCUGAUUUUGGAUGUCGACCACAAACCCGUCGAGCGCAUUUUCCACAAUCUGGAGGUCGCUAGGGCGCGUUAUGUACAGCGUGAGGAGAAGCACAUCGUGUACGGGACCAGCAAAGGUGACACAUGGAUGGACGUUGAGGCGGACGAGGUUGAUUUGGGAAAAGCGUUGGAGGAGGAUGAUGAAGGCAAGGGCAAGGUAGUGCGGUGGGAGCAAUGGUGUGGCAUCGUGGAAAGGGGUCGUCCAUCUUCCUUACGACUAGUCCGCCUGAACCCUCCCACUACGAAGACCCGAGCGCCAGGACCAGGACCCAUUCGGAAGUAUGACUGGAAAAAGAUCGGAACCCCCCUCCUCUCAAAUCGCCAAGUUGUUCUUCAUACCGACGGUGCCCGAGCGUACAAGCUGAAGCUUCCAGGACUUCUCCAUUGCAAUGUAGUGCACAAGAAAAAAAAGACCAUUGUCAACAAGAAGGUCGUUUGGGUGAAGCCGCACUACACCAAGGUGCACAAGCUCAAGCUUCCUAACAAGACGAUCUUGAAGGUGAAGUCGGGAACACAAAUCAUUGAUCGAUUUUGGGCACAUGUGCGAAACCACAUCAAGCACACCCCCCGCGCACCCGGUAAUCAUGCACUGACUCGCAAAAUUCGCGUUGCACAGUUUACAUACUGGUUCAGAACCAAGAAUGCUUGGACCACCGCCGGCAUGAUGCUUGACACAUUGUCCCAUGCGUAA